Molecule: messenger RNA, 2162 nt
Organism: Limulus polyphemus (Atlantic horseshoe crab)
Lineage: Eukaryota; Metazoa; Arthropoda; Merostomata; Xiphosura; Limulidae
Product: ectonucleoside triphosphate diphosphohydrolase 2-like
Exons: 14
Coding region: 443-1948 (501 amino acids)
Biological process (GO): nucleoside diphosphate catabolic process
Cellular component (GO): plasma membrane
Molecular function (GO): GDP phosphatase activity; UDP phosphatase activity
Source: RefSeq, a predicted model, not a curated record
CCUCGUUCAGCAAUAUGGCCUUAUUAACUGUUUCAGGAGGAGUACGAGUAAUGUGUGAUUAGUAUAUUGAAACAAGCCACGUUUCGUGACAUUUGUACCGACACAUCAUCACGGACCCCUCUUCUGGAAGAAAUGUCUCCUGAAAUCAGAGAAAUGAAGGUGGUAGUUGAGAGUUGGCUGAGCUAUCCUAUAGAUGGCAUUGUUGAAAUUCCUACACAUUCAGAUGCUACAGUAGACAGUGUCAUUUCUUUCUUUUGUGCCCGCAGAGGAGUGACUCAUGACCCAUCUUUUGCUCUUUUGAUGGUUAUAAUAGGUGUUUUAAAAAUAAAAGACUUUAGGAAAACAAGGAAUUACAGAUGGAAAAUCUUUAUAUUUAGUAAUUUUAGGAGCUGCUGAUGAACAUGACAAGUUCAUUAACUGGUGCUUAUUAGCAACCAUAUCCAUGGUGGUGGGAGGAAGUGGGCUGUUGACAGUUUCAUUGCUGUAUUCUUUGACAGGUGGAGAAAUUCCUUUUGAUUAUGGUGUAGUGUUUGAUGCAGGAUCAACUCAUACGCAGAUCACCGUAUACAAGUGGGAGGGAGAUAAGUACCAGGGGACGGGUGAAGUGAAACAAAUCACAUCUUGUAAAGUUGAAGGAGGUGUAGCAUCCGAAACCGAUCCUAAAGAGGCGGGUCCAUCCUUAAUGCCUUGCUUGUCCAAUGUAUCGCAGUUCAUUCCUACCAAGAAAUUAGCUGGUACACCACUAUAUGUAGGAGCUACUGCUGGAAUGAGACUCUUGAAUUUGUCGAAUACUCUCCUUGCUGAAGCUAUCCUGCUUCUGACAAGAUGUACGUUGGUUCAAUCAGACUUUAGUGUUAAAACUGUAGAGAUCAUCAGCGGCCAUGAUGAGGGAGUGUUUGCUUGGAUCACAGCUAACUUCUUUCUUCGGAGAUUUGUCACUCAACCAAGCUACGAAGAAGUAUCCCUGGAAGAAGAUAGCUAUCUAUCUACUACCACAGUUGGAACGCUUGACUUGGGCGGAGCAUCAACUCAGAUUGCCUUUGAACUUUCUAAGGGAGACUCUGAAAACAGAAGUGUCAGUGCUUUAAAGCUUUAUGGCCACAACUAUCGUGUAUUUUCCAAAAGUUAUCUCUGCUUCGGCAUCAAUGAAGCUUUGAGAAGGUUUUAUUUUCUACUUGUAAAGGAUCCAUUAAAAAUAACUACCAUUGACAAUCCAUGUGGACCAAAGGGACAUAACCAGACAUACAGUGGGAUGUAUCUGUUUGAUCAACCUUGCACGUGGACUGAACGUUCGGCAGAAUUGGUCCGAUUGAAUCCCAGUAUCUUGAAUGAAAACUAUACAUUUGUUGGACAAAACAACAAUACAGAGUGUGCCAUAACUGUUAGCAAACUUUUUGAUGUAAAAAGCUGUAAAAACACCUUUAAGGAGUGUCUCGAGGCACCAGAGAAGCCCCUUCCAAUGGCACAGUUUAUUGCUUUCUCGGACUUUUUCUACACCUUGAAUUUCUUCAAUGCUACAAAUGGCACACUAGAAGACUUCAAACAAAACAUCGACAGAUUCUGUGAGAAGCCAUGGAAAGAGGUGAAAGAUUUGAAUUCAAGUUACCUUGAACUUUACUGUUUUGAAGGACACUUUGUGCACUACAUACUUACCACUAGUUAUGGAUUUACCUCAACAACUUGGAGCAACAUCAUCUUCAAAAAGCAGGUUGGAAAGAUGGAUCUUGGGUGGUCUUUAGGAUACAUGACUAAUACAACAAAUGCCUUGCCAGCUGAAAAGCCAACUCUUCCUAUUCUCGCACUGCCAGUAUUUGUGACUCUACUCUUACUAACAUUCAUAAUUUUGGUGAUAUCCGGGUUUUUUGGUUUUUAUUUCUCCACAAUAAACGUGUCGAAAAUCCUUUCUUUGUACGUUUAUUAUAAAAUGGUAUUUUUCCUAGGGUGUUAAUUAUUAAGUACAUUAAUAUAUACACGUCUAUAGGUGAAUGAAAUGCUUUAUUUAGCAAGGAUACUGUGAUUCCAGAAGAGAUGGACAUUUAUUUCAAAGAUGAAGACAAAAAUUGGAACAGCUCCUUGAUUUUGACCAAAGAAGUGUUUUUCAUGUUCAAAGAAUUAGUAUUACAUUUAACCUAAAAUGAUACAUCAACUAAGUUUCUGGAUGU